UUAUUGGAGAUGCUCCGUACUAAACCCAAUAAACCAAUUCUUUUGAUCAAAAGGAGAAAAAUCCCUACAGCCUACAAUCUCUUUUUAUACUAAACAACAAUGCCAUCUUUUCCGAAUCCAGGUUCACUCACCAUUUGCGAAAUCAAUCGAGACCUCAUCACUGCUGAGAAUCUUUCUGACGAUCGAGCCAAGGAAACUUACGGAAAACUUCUGGGGACGGUGUUCAGUCCGGUGGUGUUUCAGUUGGACCAGCCGGUACGACCGCCGAGUCCGGAGCUUGAUGCAGAGCCACUUGGCACAGUGGAAAGAAAGGGUAUUGUAGCAACAUUGCAGGAGAUAGUGAAUGACUCCCUCAAACGCCUUUUUCAUCCUAAUGACGUGAGCUUAUUACCAAAAGUUGAUCUUCAGGGAGUAAGUUGGCACCAACAUAAGCAUAUUAUUGCCUUUAUAUCUGGGUCAAAUCAAGUUAUAGUUCGUGAUUAUGAAGAUUCAGAAGGGAAGGAACCAUGCAUUUUGAGCAAUGAUUCUCAACGGGAUGUUAAAUUACUUGAGUGGAGGCCUAACGGCGGGAGAGCACUAGCUGUAGCUUGCAAGGGUGGGAUUUGUAUAUGGGUUGCCUCUUAUCCUGGAAAUGCAGCAUCUGUAAGGUCUGGCGCUGCUUCAUUCUUGGGAACCUUAUCCAGAGGUUCUGGAAUAAGAUAUAUACUGGCAGAUUUUCUUAAAAGUCAGAAUGAUGAGCAAAUAAGUGCGCUGUCAUGGAGUCCAGAUGGAAGAUAUCUCGCAUCUGGGUCAUUUGAGAGCUCAUCAUUUACCAUAUGGGAUGUUGCUCAAGGUGCAGGGACUCCCAUUCGACGAGGAUUAGGUGGUAUAUCUAUGCUUAAGUGGUCACCAACUGGAGAUUAUUUUUUUCUGCUAAAUUGUAUUGAUGGUACAUUUUAUCUUUGGGAGACAAACACAUGGACAUCUGAGUCAUGGUCUUCAACUAGCGGUUUUGUCAUGGGAGCAACAUGGGACCCUGAUGGGCGUAUGAUCCUUCUUGCUUUCUCUAAAUCUUCAACACUAGGCUCAAUUCACUUUGCAUCGAAGCCCCCUUCCUUGGAUGCACAUCUAUUACCUGUUGAGCUGCCUGAGAUAAUAUCACUGACAAAUAGUCAGGGGAUUGAUAGAAUAACAUGGGAUGCUUCUGGGGAGCGGUUAGCUGUAUCGUACAAAGGGGGUGAUGAUUUAUACAGGGGUCUGAUCGCCGUUUAUGAUGUUAGGAGGACUCCGUUGAUCUCUGCAUCACUUAUUGGGUUUAUCAGAGGUCCUGGUGGCAAUCCAAAGCCAGCAUCAAUGACAUUUCACAACAAAUUUAAACAGGGACCGUUGCUGUCUGUGUGUUGGAGUAGUGGAUUUUGCUGUACCUACCCUCUCAUAUUCCGUUCCCAUAUUUUGCCAUAAAUUGGGGUGCAAGUAUUCAAUUGAUUAAGGGCUAGUUUGGUGGCCCACAUAAGAGUUUUAUUGUAUUAAAUAGCAAGAAAAACUAUAUUUGGAUAAAAUUUCGUAUUGUAUUAGUUAUUACGACCAUAAAUUUUAAUACAAUACGAAUCGAAUUAUUUAACAUAACAAAUAAUUUGUAUUAGUUUGUGUUAUAAUAUUUAGAAACUCGGACCUUGGCUUUGAACUCUAGAUUCAGACUCGGACUUUGAACCCGAACCCGUCCUAGACUUGGAUCCGGACUCGGUCCAAGGCCAAGGUCGGGAUUGGGGUUGAAUUUUUAAUAAAGAUAAUAUUAGUUUACUUAA
Molecule: messenger RNA, 1784 nt
Organism: Cannabis sativa
Lineage: Eukaryota; Viridiplantae; Streptophyta; Magnoliopsida; Rosales; Cannabaceae
Product: aladin
Exons: 14
Coding region: 100-1440 (446 amino acids)
Biological process (GO): nucleocytoplasmic transport
Cellular component (GO): nuclear pore
Molecular function (GO): protein binding
Source: RefSeq, a predicted model, not a curated record